This is a messenger RNA of Helianthus annuus (common sunflower), 956 nucleotides long. Its product is annotated as zinc finger protein ZAT10. Lineage: Eukaryota; Viridiplantae; Streptophyta; Magnoliopsida; Asterales; Asteraceae. Gene Ontology annotation, molecular function: DNA-binding transcription factor activity. Bases 132 to 761 code for a protein of 209 amino acids. The record is from RefSeq and is a predicted model, not a curated record. The transcript has a single exon.
AUAUUCCAUCCAACUAAUAAGAAAAAGAUUAACCUCUACAACACUCCCACCGCCACCCCUCACGCAACUCCCUCCCUCCUUUAUAUAUACCCUACCCUCUUACUCUUCACUCUCACUAAAAACCAAAACCAAUGGCACUUGAAGCUCUCAACUCAACCCCUCACACCACCUACAUGGUUCAACCCAACCCUUCUAAGCGCUCACGCAUCGACCCCCACAUGGAAACCGAGGAAGAGUACUUGGCUUUUUGCUUGAUGCUUCUCGCCCGCGGCAGCCCCUCCGCCGCCGUCUCACUACCGCAACAUAACCAUUCUCCGGUGGCUGCUACUUACAAGUGUAGCGUCUGUAACAAGGGCUUCCCUUCUUAUCAAGCACUUGGUGGCCAUAAAGCUAGUCACCGGAAAAACCUUCCAGACGACCACCUCCAUACAUCCCCCACCACCACCACCACCGUGUCGGUUUUGAAACCUAGUGGCAAAGUCCACGAGUGCUCCAUCUGUCAUCGAUCAUUCCCCACCGGCCAGGCUCUCGGUGGUCAUAAAAGACGCCACUACGACGGCAACAACCCCGGAAGCGCCGUCACGGCAUCUGACGGAGCUGCUUCCAGUCAACCGCGUGAUUUUGACUUGAACUUGCCGGCUUUUCCUGACUUUCAAGUGGGAUUGACCGUUGACAUCGGGAAGAAAAGUCAACUCUCGGUUCAUGAACAAGAAGUUGAAAGUCCACUUCCGAUCAAGAAGAAACCUCGUUUGUCGGAUUAAUACAAGAUUUACCUAAGAUGAUCGUCGAAUUCAUUUGUUUUUUUUUUCUUUUUACUUUUUAAAAAUUGAAAUAUAUUAUAGAAUGGAUAAUAUGUACAUAGAAGAUAGAAUUCCUGUAUCUUGAUCAUGUCAUGUUGCUACUAUAUUAUACCAUUCAUUUGAUUCGUUAAUUAAUGAUAUGAGAUUUCUUUUUUA